CUGAAACGUCACAUACACAUUCUAUGGGAGACCCUGAGACUCAUAUAAUCUUGAAUUAUUAUAUUAUCUUGUAAAAAGGAGCAUUAUAUGAAUUCUUUAACAUAUGAGUUUGGAUGAGUUGACUGAGAUUUCUAAUCUGAUCACCGCUUUAUUUCAUAAUCCAAAUUACAUUUGAGUGCUUAGUUCCAAAUGUUCGGAGUUAACUACUUCAGAUCUUUUUCUUUUUGUCAUGCAGCUGUGAAUCGGUGAAGGGCGAUGGCAUCUGAUAAAGAGCUGCUCAAGAAAUCUCUGUAUGAACUGGUAGAAGCUGAUCUAAAGGAGUUUCAGUGGCACUUAGAAAAUGAUCAUGAGUGUAUAUCAAAGUCUGAUAUGGAAAAUGCAGAUAGGUUAAAAACAGUGAAUAAGAUGGUGGACCGUUUUGGAUCAGAAGAAGCUGUGAAGAUCAUGGUGGAAAUCCUGAGAAAGAUGAACCAGAAUAAUCUUGCUAAGCAGGUGGAGAACAAACACAAGCAAGGCAAAAUGAAGACAUGUGCUGCUGUUGGAGCUCAUUCAGAAGAGAUACGGGGCUUAACUGCAGAUGACAGACAAGAUACUCUUCAUAAUUACACAGAGACCAGUCGCAGACUGAAGAACAAAUUAAAACAGGACUACGAGCAAAUAUUUGUUGGUUGUUCACAGUCACAGACGAGUCAUAAGAAAAACUUUAACAAUAUUUACACUGAUUUAUAUGUGGUAGAGAAUGAGACUGGAGGAAGAGUAAAUGACCACGAGGUGAUACAGAUCGAAUCAAAUCAUAAACGAUAUGAUGCCAAGGACACACCUAUCCAGUGCAAAAAUAUUUUUAAAGUCAACAAAAACAAAAAGGUGCUGACGUUAGGGAUCGCAGGGGUAGGAAAAACUGUCUCUGUCAAUAAAUUCAUCCUUGACUGGGCUGAAGGAACAGAAAAUCAGGAUAUGACCUUCAUUUUUCCUCUGCCGUUCCGUCAGCUAAACCUGAUUACAGAGAACUGCAGUCUCAUGGGACUGCUUCACGAAUACUUUUUUAGUGAUCCUAAAGAACUGCCCUCUCUUCCUGAAGGUGAUGGUAAGGUGUUGUUCAUUUUUGAUGGGCUGGAUGAAUGUCGCUUUCCUUUGAGCUUUAAAAAGGGUGGAAGAUUUACAGAUGUUCACAAAAAAACAACAGUGAGUAAGAUAGUUAGAAGUGUUAUCAUGAGACAUUUGGUUCCCUCUGCUCUCAUCUGGAUCACAUCCAGACCAGCAGCAGCCAGUCUGAUACCCCGAAACCACAUUGAUCAAGUGACAGAGGUGCGAGGAUUUAACGAUGAGCAGAAAGAGCUAUACUUUAUUAAAAACAGCAGUUCUGAGGUUGCUGGGAACAUCAUCAGUCACAUUAAGAAAUCCAGGAGUCUGUACAUCAUGUGCCACAUCCCCGUCUUCUGCUGGAUCUCACUCACUGUACUUCAGCCUCUACUGGCUCAAGGGAGCAAUGACAAAACACCAACAACUAUCACAGAGAUGUACACAAACUUCUUAAUUUCUCAGCAACAACAGAUGGAAGAAAAAUACUGUGAUGGCCCUGAACCUAAACCCAAUGCAAUGUCUUUUGAUCAGGUUAUUCUGAAGCUUGGGAAACUGGCCUUUCAACAGCUGGAGAAAGGACAACUGAUUUUCUACGAAGAAGAUCUUGAGAAUUGCGGGCUAGAUGUCUGUGAAGGGUCAGUGUUCUUUGGGUUAUGCACUCAGAUCUUUCAGAAGGAAAAGGUUUCAGCCAGAAAGGUUUAUAGCUUCAUUCAUCUCAGCAUGCAGGAAUUCCUUGCUGCUCUCUAUGUGUUUUUUAUUAACAAAGACAAGAAAGCAAACCCAUUUCUUAAAUCAUGGAAAAACCUGACAUGUAAACUCUCCACAAAGCCACUGCUUAAACUCCAUAAGACAGCAGUCAAGAAGGCUUUGCUAAGCGAGAACGGACAACUGGACCUUUUCCUCCGGUUCCUCCUGGGUCUCUCACUGGAGUCCAAUCAGAGUGACCUGAAGGAACUACUGCCAGGACUGGAACUCAAAACAGAGAAUGUUAUAGACACUAUUGACUAUAUCAAACAGAAGAUAGAGAUGGAGAAAUCAGUAGAGAGGACCAUCAAUCUCUUCUACUGUCUCAGUGAACUGAAAGAUGACUAUGUGGAGGAAAUCCAGAAGAAUCUGAGCUCAGGAAAUCUUUCAGCACAAAAUCUCUCCUCUGCUCAGUGGUCUGGUCUGGUGUUUGUGCUCCAGAUGUCAGAAGAGACUCAAGAGACGUUUGACCUGCAGAAAUACAGAGGAUCUGAUGAAGCAGUGAUGAGACUGUUGCCAGUGAUCAAAAACACCAAAAGAGCACUGCUACAUAGUUGUAAUCUCACUGCUCAGUGCUGUCAGAGUUUGUCUUCAACACUAAAAUCCUCAAUCUCGUUCCUGAGAGAGCUAGACCUCAGUAACAAUGACCUACAGGAUUCAGGAGUGAAGCUUCUUUCUGGUGGACUGAAGAGUACGAAAUGUCAGCUGGAGAUACUGAGGUUGUCUGGCUGUAUGGUGACAAAGAAAGGCUGUGGCUAUGUUUCUUCAGCUCUGACUUCGAACCCUUCACACCUUAGAGAGCUAGAUCUGAGCUACAAUCACCCAGGGGAUUCAGGAGUAAAGCUGCUCUCUGAAAAACUAGAGGAUCCAAACUGCACACUGGACAAACUCAAUGUGGAUCAUGGAGGAGAGAACAGGAUUACACCAGGACAACAAAAAUAUUCCCAUCAGCUCACUCUGGAUUUGAACACAGUGAAUAAACGCCUCCGUCUGUCUGAGGAGAACAGAGUGAUUACUGCCACUAACACAGUCCAGUCGUAUCCUGAUCAUCCAGACAGAUUUGAUGAGUAUCAGCAGGUGUUGUGUAGAGAGAGUGUGUGUGAUCGACGCUGUUACUGGGAGUUUGAGUGGAAGGGGAUUCAAGUGUUUAUAUCAGUGUCAUAUAAGAGCAUCAGCAGGAAGGGAGAGGGUAAUGAGUGUGUUUUUGGAUGUAAUGAUCAGUCCUGGAGUAUGAUCUGCUCUUCCUCCAGAUACUCAUUCAGACACAAUAACAUAAAGACUGAUCUCCCUGUAAAGUCCAACAGCAGGAAAAUAGGAGUGUAUGUGGAUCACAGUGCAGGAACUCUGUCCUUCUACAGCGUCUCUGGAGACACAAUGAGCCUCAUCCACACAGUCCAGACCACAUUCACUCAACCGCUCUGUCCUGGGUUUAUGGUUGGUCCUAGAUCAUCAGUGAAACUGUGUUGCUGAAUCAGAAUAGACUGGAGAGAGAUUCUACCCAUAAUCCUUUGAGCUGCACGAUAAAUCAGUGACUGAUAAAUCAUAGACUUGACUAGAUGAUCCAAGAUAAGAGGCUUGAUGCAGAAAGACGAUGAGCACAUAUUUAAUAAACAUCACCAUGAAACGUUAACACAAGACAAUGAACAUAAGGUGAUUGAUAAGAUGACUUUAAAUACACUAGAUAACACGAGACUGAUGGUGAUAAUCAUUGUCAUGGUUACAAACAAGUGUUAGUAUGGAACUGAAAACCAGACACAAGAAGACAAAAGGAAUUCAAAAUAAGAGUCCAUGAAGACAGAGACAUACAGGUAAUCAUGACAUUAACAGUGAGAUGUUAUAGAUUCUCUUCAUUACAUUAAUAAUAAAGCUGAACUUCUGUCACUGAAAUAACAUGUUCUGGUUCUGGUUCCACUAGAGCCGUAUUGGUUGUGUAAACGAUAAGCUCUCUUGAAGUUUAUGUAAUAUACCCUGCUAAAAAAAAAAAAAAGUCAGAGAACGUUUAAGGAUGAGUGAGAGAAACAAGGUGAGGAGCAAGAGAAACCUAGUCAAUGAUACUAACAGAGAAGAGAGAGGAAAUAUGAGACAGAAGAAGAUGGAGACACAAUGAGACUUACUGCAAACAUGCCUGGAUGAUACCAGAAAACCCAAGACUUUCAACUCAAAACCGAAUUUAAGACAUUAAAAGAUGAUCUCAGAAGACAAAUGGAGAGUGAAUCUGCAGAGUUUAAAGAACAACGGAAGAAAUACAGGAACAGAACAUCAAAGUU
This is a messenger RNA of Ctenopharyngodon idella (grass carp), 4091 nucleotides long. RefSeq names its product NACHT, LRR and PYD domains-containing protein 3-like. The transcript is spliced from 7 exons. Lineage: Eukaryota; Metazoa; Chordata; Actinopteri; Cypriniformes; Xenocyprididae. The record is from RefSeq and is a predicted model, not a curated record. Gene Ontology annotation, molecular function: protein binding. Bases 256 to 3294 code for a protein of 1012 amino acids.